Messenger RNA from Paramecium octaurelia, 1110 nucleotides. Lineage: Eukaryota; Ciliophora; Oligohymenophorea; Peniculida; Parameciidae. The record is from the annotation of a GenBank genome assembly.
AUGCAGUCAGAUUAUUUUUCUAAUAAGUAUGGAAAAAACCAUCAUUCUGCUUAAUAACUGAGGAGUAUGAUGUCUAUGACUUAAACCAUCUAUUCAGUUCCUUGUAUGAAUUGUGAAAACCUUAUUCCGAUAAAUGAAAUUGACAUUCACACUAUGAAAUGCCAGAGUGUUUCAAAGAAUGUGACAGCAGUACUUAAAUCUAAUAAAAUAUUGGAUGAAAUCAAUUUUAAGAUAUAGAAAUUGAGGGAGUCUAUUUUACAAUUGAAUUAAAAAGAAUCCAAAUCAGACAAUAUCAAAUACCUUAAUAGAGCAGAUGAAAUGUCCGAGUAAAUCCUGACCAUUCAUAACACAAAUUAAAUUGAACUACGGAAGUUGCAGGAUCUAAAUCAAGAAUUGAAGACAAUUACUGAAUCUUACAGGGGUUCUCUGGCUAUUGCUCUCUAUCUAGAACGUCUCCAUUCUUUAGCAUUACAAAAGUAAGCCUAACUAGAAAAAGAAAUACGCAUGCCUAAAGUAGAUACACAAAAAAUUAAUCUUAUCAAUUCUAAUAAUAGUAAUUACAAUCCUUAAAAUAAUAAUUACAGUAGUGUUCAAUCAUUUCGAUAUUAAUAAUAACCUGAUUAGAAUAGAACUUCCUAAUUACCUCUUGCUUCUUAAUUUCAUAGUCCAACUUAUGGCAGACCUACUAUGAUUACUAAAUUUUCGGGGAGCCAAGAUAGAAAUCAAUUGAAUGACAUCAAAAGUGAAAUUCUUACCAAAAUUUCCACUUCACAAUUUGAUGAAAGUGAAAUCAACUCAAAUGAAGUUGAUGUUAACAAUUCAAAUCAAUUUAAUUAAUAAUAGAGAAUCUUUUAUUCAAAAUGUUUGGCUCAAAAGACUAAAUUACCCAAUACUCAUCCAUCUCAAAAAAUACCCCUAUGUAUAUUGCAUAAGGAAAUGAUCCAUAGGAAAAUUUCAAAUGGAUUGUGGGAUAAAUUUAUUAUUGAUGCUCUGAACAAUCCUCAUCAAUAUCUUGAUAUGAAUAAAGUUUAAAACACUCAGGGAUUAAAAAAUCAACUGAGAUCGAUGACUCAAGAACACUAAUUCAAACAAAGAAUUCACAAUAUCUGA